GCGCGGGGGCAGCUCACUGGAGUUUGGUUCUCGAGGCGGCGGCAGCGGCGGCGGCGGCUCCGGCAGCUCCUCCUCCUCCUGCGGUGGCGGCGGCGGCCCGGGCCUGAGCUCCGGCUCCGGCUCCCCUCUCCGCCGCCCCGCGCGCCCCCACCUCUCCCGGCGCCGCAGGGAACAUGAGGCUCCGCUCUCGGAGGCCGGCGAGUGAGUGACCCCCGUCCCCCGCCUCAGCCCGCCCGCCCGCUGGCCCGGCCGCUCCCCCCCGCCUCGCCCAGGCAAUGACAGCGGCUCCGGCGUCUCCGCAGCAGAUCAGGGACCGGCUGCUGCAGGCCAUCGACCCCCAGAGCAACCUGCGGCCCACACAUCUGCUUCCUGGAGGCCUGGAGACACCUUGCGUCUAUUUCUGAUCUUUUUGUGAGAUGAGAGUGGCAUCUGUUUGGAGGGGCAGAGACUCAAGCUCAUCGAUCCGGAACAUGGUGGCGGUGCUGGAAGUCAUCUCCAGCCUGGAGAAAUACCCGAUUACCAAAGAGGCACUAGAGGAGACGCGACUUGGAAAGCUCAUCAACGACGUCCGCAAAAAGACCAAGGAUGAGGAGCUCGCCAAGCGGGCCAAGAAGCUGCUGAGGAGCUGGCAGAAGCUCAUCGAGCCUGUGCACCAGAAUGAGGCGGCGCUGCGGGGGCUGGCAGGUGCCCCUGGCUCCGCUAAUGGGGGUGCCCACAACUGCCGGCCAGAGGUGGGGGUGGCUGGCGCACCCAAGAGCAUCCAUGACCUGAAGAACCGCAACGACAUCCAGAGACUACCUGGGCAGCGGCUGGACAGGCUGGGCAAUCGCAAGCGCCGGGGGGAUCAGCGUGACCUUGGCCACCCUGGGCCGCCUCCCAAGGUCUCCAAAGCAAGCCAUGACUCCCUGGUCCCCAACUCAUCACCUCUCCCCACCAAUGGGAUAGGUGGAAGCCCUGAGAGCUUCCUGGGCGUCCUGGACAGCGGCAGGCACAUGGGCCCUGAGAGUAGCCGCCUGGAGCAGGGCGAGAAUGACAAGCACAGUGGCAAGAUCCCCAUCAAUGCUGUGAGGCCGCAUACCAGCUCCCCAGGACUGGGCAAACCCCCUGGGCCCUGCUUACAGAGCAAGGCUGCAGUGCUGCAGCAGCUGGACAGGGCAGAUGAAACCCCCGGACCCCACCACCCCAAGGGACCGCCUCAUUGCUCCUUCAGUCCCCGGAACUCACGGCAUGAGGGCUCCUUUGCCCGCCAGCGGAGCCCAUACACACCCAAGGGCUCUGUGCCCAGCCCCUUGCCUCGGCCCCAGUCACUAGAUGUCACGCAGAUGCCGUCACCGCUGCCACUGGCCCAGCCAUCCACACCUCCUGUGCGGCGGCUUGAGCUGUUGCCCAGUGCUGCUGAGAGCCUGGUGCACUGGCUAGAACAACCUGAGGGACACCAGCGGCUGUCUGGGCCAGGCUGUAAGGCAGGGCUGCCACCAGCUGAGCCCAUCCUGCCCCGGGCUGGCUUUUCCCCGGACUCCUCCAGGGCAGACAGUGAUGCAGCCUCCCCUGGUGGCUCGGACAGCAAAAAGAAGAAGAGGUACCGGCCUCGUGAUUAUACCGUGAACUUGGACGGCCAGAUGGCUGAGGCGGGCGUUAAGCCUGUCCGGUUAAAAGAGCGGAAGCUUACCUUUGAUCCCAUGACAAGACAGAUCAGACCUCUGACCCAGAAAGAGCCAGUGCGAGCUGACAGCCCUGUGCACACAGAGCAGCCGAGGACAGAGCUGGACAAAUCCGAGGCCAAGGCCAGCCUCCAAAGCCCCUUUGAGCAGACGAACUGGAAGGAGCUGUCACGCAAUGAGAUCAUUCAGUCCUACCUAAGCCGACAGAGCAGCCUGCUGUCUUCAUCAGGCGCGCAGACCCCCGGGGCCCACCACUUCAUGUCUGAGUACCUGAAGCAGGAGGAGAGCACCCGGCGUGGGGCCAGGACGCCACAUGUGCUACUGCCUCCGGGCUCGCCCACUGACCUCCCAGGGCUGAGCCGCCAGGUCACACAGGACGAUCUGGACAGAAUCCAGGCCCACCAGUGGCCAGGGGUGAACGGGUGUCAGGACACACAGGGUAACUGGUAUGACUGGACGCAGUGCAUAUCGCUUGAUCCGCACGGCGACGACGGGCGGUUGAACAUUCUGCCUUAUGUCUGCUUAGACUGACUGGCCCCACAGCCUCUAAGUGCAUUCCCACCUUGCAGUUAGCAGGACGGUGGCCGGGCCUGGAAGCCUCCACUGGUUUGGAGCCCAGCUGAGGCAGAAGGGAGGGGCAGGGGUCUAGAGGUUUCUCCGAGCUCUUCCCUCAAAAUUUUCCUUCUUUUGUGAAAUGCUGCUACCAGUUUACUAACAAUAUUACAAAGGAAGGACCGCGUGGAAGGAAGGCCGGCAAAGUGAGUUCAGAACUCUAUAGCAAACCAGCUAUAAAAAGCGUCAGUCCCCCACCCCAGAAGAGGUGUGGACACAUCCCAGCACCCAUUAGCUGGGACCUCAGUUGUAGGCAGGCACAGAAAACCUGUGGGAGACAUUACCUUUAAGACAGCAACAGAGGCACGCAUCUCAUCUAUCUGCAUUUUUUUGUUCUCUGAUUUGGCCCUGAGUGUCUGAGGCAGUGGGCAGUCCCAUGGCCUCUGCACCUCACCCAGCCAGUGUUUCUGUCCUGGUGUCAGAAGCUUCUCAGAUGUGGUGAGCUGCUGGCAUCAGGUGGACCUCCUGGCUGGUCAGUUUGACCCACACUCCACGGUCAUCCACACAUUAGUACCUGUUUUCAGUUCAAACCCAGUUUUUAAAGAAAUGCUGCAAAAGUUUGAGUUUUCUAGAGUUUAUUUUAUCUUCCUCUUCCAUCUUACCACCAGCCAAAAUAGUUUUCCUUUCUUCCUUUUCAUUUCCCCUUUCCUGCACAAAUCUAGAAAACUUCAUCUUUCUAGGGUCCCAUCCCCAAAACACAGUUCCCACAGGUGCUACUGGUGUGUAAAGCUGUACUGUUGGCAAGGAGACCUGUCUGUGCGCUGGAAACACUCAUGACCAUUCCUUUAGAUUCGUUUGCCUUAUGGUUAUUGUCAUAACGCGAUUUGCAAAAACAAGGAGCCUUAGUGAAUGUACAGUACCUAGACUUCUGUGUUCUCAGGAUGCAGAAGGGAGCAACUUUCCUAUAUGGUCCAGUAAGUGGACACCUUGUGAUAUAAAUGUGGAAAUAAAAAAAAAACAUUUGCACAAA
This is a messenger RNA of Phyllostomus discolor (pale spear-nosed bat), 3243 nucleotides long. It is a transcript of the gene MED26, whose product is annotated as mediator complex subunit 26. Gene Ontology annotation, molecular function: transcription coregulator activity. The transcript is spliced from 4 exons. Gene Ontology annotation, cellular component: core mediator complex; mediator complex; nucleus. The record is from RefSeq and is a predicted model, not a curated record. Lineage: Eukaryota; Metazoa; Chordata; Mammalia; Chiroptera; Phyllostomidae. Gene Ontology annotation, biological process: positive regulation of gene expression; regulation of transcription by RNA polymerase II. Bases 417 to 2192 code for a protein of 591 amino acids.